AGUGUUGGUGGUUAGUAGGUGGUUAGGCCGUGUUGUAGUGGGGUAUUUGGCUGGAGUUGGAUGUUGGGUUUUCGCCUUUCUUUUAUGUGGUUUUGUCUAAAAAGAAAACCCCCAAAUUCAGGACGGCUCUCAGAAUAUUGUAAGGAGAGGGUCAGAGGGUCGUGUAUGAAGGACGAACGAGCAUAAAAGAGUAGACUUGAGAAGAGAAGAAAGCUUAUAUACCUACCCCCCUGCGUUCUUGCAAUAGCCGGCCUCCGUCGUCCGUAUGCGUGUAUCUACGUCCCUAGUGCGCGCCCCCACUAGGUAAACCCGGUGUGAUCUCGGGUGAAGCUCCGCAGAGAGAGAGAGAGAGAGAGAGAGAGAGAGAGAGAGAGAAAGUGAGCGGAUGGCGCCGCCGUGCCGCGUCUUCCCGGCCUCGCAGCUCGAGUCCGAGAUCCAGGUGGACAGCGGCUGCGCGCGCAAGGGCGGCCCCGUCGACCUGGCCGCCUGCGAGCUCUUCUCCCUCCUGCAGUACGAGUGCCAGAUCGACCGCCCCGAGAUCGCCGAGAGCCCCGUGCGGUGCUGGCCGGUGCAGCGGUGGUUUCGCCGAUGUCGCGAUAAGAAGGGCGCUUUUAUGGUCGAGACGACGGCGUGGGAAGCGAGUCACAAGAAUGGAUGACUCGGAAGCUGGCCGAUCGAUGGUGGGGGAGGGGAAACUGGAGAGUGGGCGAAGGAGGAGAAAUGGAGAGAGGGAGAGGGGGGGGGGGCUUGAUAAUGGCCCAUCCAUAACCAUCAAAAAUGCUCAAGUCAGAAGAGAGGACAGAGAAAAAGAAUAAACUAGCACAUGGUUUUGUAUAAGCAUUGACAGGUAAAUAUAUACUGUAGAAAAUAAAAAUAAAAAGAAAUAAGAGGCAUUGAGACAAGAAAUGAAUCAA
Messenger RNA from Durotheca rogersii, 914 nucleotides. RefSeq lists its product as uncharacterized. Gene Ontology annotation, cellular component: mitochondrial inner membrane peptidase complex. The transcript has 4 exons. Lineage: Eukaryota; Fungi; Ascomycota; Sordariomycetes; Xylariales; Xylariaceae. The record is from RefSeq and is a predicted model, not a curated record. The coding region runs from base 386 to 658 and encodes 90 amino acids.